Arachis duranensis is the source of this 1024-nucleotide messenger RNA. Its product is annotated as expansin-like A2. The record is from RefSeq and is a predicted model, not a curated record. Lineage: Eukaryota; Viridiplantae; Streptophyta; Magnoliopsida; Fabales; Fabaceae. The transcript is spliced from 4 exons. Gene Ontology annotation, biological process: sexual reproduction. Bases 29 to 820 code for a protein of 263 amino acids. Gene Ontology annotation, cellular component: plasmodesma; extracellular region; plant-type cell wall.
UCAUCAAUGAACACAUUAAGAAAUCGACAUGGCUUUCUUUGUUUGCUUCUCUCUGUUGUUGCUUCUUCUUUCAUCAUCUGCCACCGCUUGUGAUCGUUGUGUCCACCAAUCCAAGGCCUCUUUUUUCUCCAAAGCCUCUGCUCUGUCAUCUGGGGCGUGUGGUUAUGGUGAAUUGGCACUGUCGUUAAGUGCUGGAAACCUUGCAGCUGCUGUUCCUUCCAUCUUCAGAGAUGGUGCUGCUUGUGGUGCGUGUUUCCAGAUUAGAUGCAAGGCCCCAAAGCUCUGCACAAAAUCAGGAACCAGAGUGGUUCUUACUGAUCUUAACAAAGAUAACAAAACUGAUUUUGUUCUUAGCACCAGAGCCUUUCAAUCUUUGGCUCUCAAAGGAAAAGCUCAGCAUCUUCUCAACCUUGGCAUUCUUGACAUUGAAUACAAAAGGGUACCAUGUGAGUACAAAAACAAGAACCUGGCUGUUCGCGUUGAAGAAUCAAGCAAGAAGCCAAAUUACUUGGCUAUUAAAUUUUUGUAUCAAGGUGGUCAAACUGACAUUGUAGCCGUUGAUGUAGCUACGGUUGGGUCGUCAAAUUGGAGUUUCCUAAGCAGAAAUCAUGGGGCGGUGUGGGACACAAGCAGGGUUCCAGAAGGGGCAUUGCAGUUAAGGUUAGUUGUAACGGCAGGUUUUGAUGGGAAGUGGAUUUGGGCACAGAAAGAGGUUCUUCCGGCUGAUUGGAAAAAUGGUGUCAUCUAUGAUUCUGGUGUUCAAAUCACUGACAUUGCUCAAGAAGGUUGUGCCACUUGCGAUGAUGGUUCUUGGCCAUGACAUCAACAAAUUAAAUAUUACAUAUUUCUCAUCUAUUCAUAGUUAUAGAAUACUAGUCAGUAUAUAGUUAGUUAUAUACUACACUAAGUUUCAAUUUCAUUCAUUAUUAUUAUUAUGGUGGUAUAUUAUAUAGGACUAUAUAUAAUUAUAUACCCUCUACCUUGAGAAAUUAAAUUGAUAAUAAAAAUAGAUUACCUUGGGAAA